CACUGGAAUAAGUUGUCUGGGGAGCUUGUGCAGUGUCUAUCCUUGAAGUUAUUCGAAAACUGACUGGAAAAGGCCCUACGUAACUUAACCUGUUUAAUUUGACUCCGCUUUGAGGGACUAGAUGAUCUCCGGAAGUCCUUUUGAACUUUAGCUAUUCUAUAUGGUACUCUUCAAUAAUAAUACUAAAACUGCAGAAAGAACAUUUAUUUGAGGAGAUGCAGGAAGACCAACAAAGUAAGAAUGACAGCACGUUUUACUUUAUUCUUUCUGCCCACUAGCUGCUGCGUUAUCACAUGAAUGUAAAAAUUUUGUAAGCAAGUAUUCUUCUGUUAGCAGGACAGAUCUUUUCAUUAACGGUUUGAUAUUUCAAACUAAGCAUUUCUUAAUACAAAUAUUAUCACAGCAAAUUGUGAUCUAUGAGUUAAAUGGGGCAAAACUUGAUUACUAGAAAGAAGGAAUAUGUGUCUUAAAAUUGUCAGGUAUUUAGAUACAAAUUCUUAAUUGGUUAAGAGAGUAACAGCUGUUUAGAAUUUGCUGCCUUUCACUGGGGAAUUUCAAUGGCAACACAAAAUUCACUACUGUGCAUUUAUCUUAGACUUUAUAUCAAUUAGGGGGGUGAUUUCCACAAAAAACAGGAAUUGCAUUAAUCAAGAAACUGCAUUUCUUUUUCAGACACAGGAAAUGGUGAACAGCUAUAUGAAUGUCCAAUGUGCAGUCUUACCUGUACAAACAUUCAGAUUCUUGAAGAUCAUGUGGAUUUACACUUAGAGGAACAAAACUUUUCGGAAGGUGGAAACAUAAGAGAUCUAGAACUGGCUCAGCGACUCCAAACUGAAGAAGAUAAAUGGCAGAGAUCAGAAGAAGAGAAGCGAGAGAGGGAAGAAUUUAAAAAGCUGCAAAGACAGUAUGGCUUGGAUAAUUCUGGAGGCUACAAGCAGCAAUUCCUAAAGAAUAUGGAAAGGGAAGUUGAUAGAGGAAGGAUGCAGCCUUUUGACUAUCACAAGAGAAAAGCUGACAUGAUGGAAUGUUUGGCUUUCGGUAUAGAUGAUGGGAAAACGAAGACCUCAGGAGUCAUUGAAGCAUUGUGCAAGUACUAUCAGGACGAAAACAAAGACGUGAGGCAUGUAUGGCUUUCAACAGGAGUAGAUCACUUCCACUCAUCUUUGGGCGACCGAGGCUGGGGUUGCGGUUACAGGAAUUUCCAAAUGCUCCUUUCCUCACUGUUGCAAAACAGCUUGUAUAAUGACUGCUUGAGAGAUACUACGCUAAUUCCUAGUAUACCAAAGAUUCAGUCCAUGAUUGAAGAUGCCUGGAGAGAAGGCUUUGAUCCUCAUGGGGCAUCUCACUUCAACAACAGAUUACACGGUUCCAAAGCAUGGAUAGGAGCAUGUGAAAUUUAUUCGCUGUUAACCAGUCUCAGGAUAAAGUGUCAAAUCAUUGACUUUCACAAACCAACUGGCCCUAUGGGUACACACCCUCGUUUAUUUGAGUGGGUUUUGCGUUACUAUUCUACAGAUAAUGAAGGUGGUGCAAAGGUAGCGUGUACUUCCAAACCACCUAUCUACUUGCAACAUCAAGGUCAUAGUCGUACUGUUGUUGGAAUAGAAGAGAAGAAGAAUAAAACCUUAUGUUUGCUACUGUUUGACCCGGGAUGUCCUGCCCAAGAAAUGCAGAAACUGCUAAAACAAAACAGUGAUGGUACUAGUCUCAAACUACUUCGGAAAUUUGUGGGUAGCUUAAAAGAAAAGCAAUACCAGAUCGUGGCUGUAGACGGUGUACUCUCAUUGGAAGAAAAAGCUGCUUGCUGCCAUGCUUCUCAGGUCUUAACAUCAGAGAAGAUUCCUUAAAGGAUGCCUUUAUUACCUCUUUUGGAAUCUGCUGGAUGCAAAACAGUAAACUUCUGGACUGUGACCCUAACUCAACAAUUUCUAGACUUAAAACUAUGUCUCUAUAAAUGUUUGGGGGCUCUGGAGAAGCACAAUACUAGAGUAAGCCUGCAGUUUUGGUCUUCAGUCAGAACUCUACCCUCCUGAUGAAUCUGUAACUCUGAGGUAUCACAGUUCUUGUUUUACUAGAAAAUUUGCUAUUUUCUUAGUUGCUUAAAUCACAAAGCAACACCUACCAUCCCGUAGCAAACUAUGCAGCAUAGUUAACCGUCAGUAAGCAGUAGAUAGAGAUACUGUGGAACUAGUUUACUGGAGUGCCUCUGUAAAUACAUUUAUGCUGACUCUGGCCAGUGCUCUAUUUCUUACCAGAUUUGAUCAACAAAUAUCUAUCACGCCUCAGCAAAUUCUCCUGCAACUAUUCGCAAAGUACAGAGACAGUUCAGUGAUUUCACGUGAUACAGUCUGUUCCACUAGGGAUUAGUUUACUACUGAACUUCUUUUCAGUUAGCUGGCUUCUCUCAAUGUAUCACUUGUAAACGUGAACAUGUGUGCUUAUGAAGUGGAUCAGUAUUAGCAUUGGCUGUGAGGUCUAAGAUAGUGGUGUCCAAAGUGGGGUGCGUGUGCUCUAAGGGCUACGCAAUUGGGGUAGAGGAAGAAAAUACUUCUUUUGU
Messenger RNA from Aptenodytes forsteri (emperor penguin), 2557 nucleotides. It is a transcript of the gene ZUP1, whose product is annotated as zinc finger with UFM1 specific peptidase domain. The record is from RefSeq and is a predicted model, not a curated record. Bases 708 to 1847 code for a protein of 379 amino acids. The transcript is spliced from 8 exons. NCBI's taxonomy places the organism in Eukaryota, Metazoa, Chordata, Aves, Sphenisciformes, Spheniscidae.